This is a messenger RNA of Linum tenue, 243 nucleotides long. Lineage: Eukaryota; Viridiplantae; Streptophyta; Magnoliopsida; Malpighiales; Linaceae. The record is from the annotation of a GenBank genome assembly.
AUGGCAAAACCCACUAGACUUCACAUGGCAGUAGCAAAGAGGGUACUAAGGUACCUCAAAGGAACUCUGGAAUAUGGAAUAAGGUACACUCCACAUGAUCAAGAUGAAGGUUUGGUUGGGUUUACCGACAGUGAUUAUGCAGGGGACAUCAAUGACAGACGAAGUACAAGUGGCUAUGUUUUUUUCUGGCUGGAGGGGCUGUCUCUUCGGCAUCCAGGAAGCAGCAUGUGGUUACCUUGUUAA